Messenger RNA from Purpureocillium lilacinum, 2544 nucleotides. RefSeq lists its product as uncharacterized. NCBI's taxonomy places the organism in Eukaryota, Fungi, Ascomycota, Sordariomycetes, Hypocreales, Ophiocordycipitaceae. The record is from RefSeq and is a predicted model, not a curated record.
AUGCAGACGCGGGCAAAGAAAGGUGCGGUCCGCGCCGACUCGCCCAUCCUCUACAGCGCCAGCGUCGCGCCCGGUGCGAAUCAGUACUACGGCCAACUGGUCGUGACCAACCUCCACCGAGAAGACAGCUCCGCCAUCACCAUCAGUGAAUUCCUCGGCGUCGAAUUUCGUUCACCUGCCCCGCUCAAGACCACGGACUUCUGGGCCACGACAACACCAUGGGUUGAGAUCACGCCUGAGAUAACCAGCACGCAAAUCGACACGGACGUCUUCAUCAUCACUGCUAAGCUGUACAUCUCGGGCGGUUUCACAUUCAAGACCGGCGACAUCUUCAACUGGGGCAUCAACGGCGACCUGACCAAGGAUCCAGGCAGCUGGACCUCCUCCUUCGCCUUUGAGGUCGACGCUCUGCCCGAUACCACCGGCAUCGUCAGUGUCAAGGUCGCCGAGGCUCCGGACCCUGCCUUGUCGUCGUGUGAGCAAACGGUGACCUUUACGCAAGGCCAACUGGUCCAGACCGUCAAGGCACUUCCAGCCGCGACCAUAGAGGAAAAGAUCCAUACUGGCACCUACGCUGUCACCGCGCCGGACCUUGCCACUGAAGACGAGACUACUGUGGCUGCCGCCCAAGUCGACCCCACCUCUGUCACGGUCGUGUCGAGCGAGACCACAGAUGUCGCGGUCACAUAUGGCGAGGUCUCCAAGUACAGCGCCAUCGAUGUGAUUGUCGGCGACCUGCCCGAGCUUUCCGACGAGCAACUUCACGUCACCAUCAGCGACCAGAGCGGCGGUCCCCCCAUUGCCGACUUUACUAGCUCCGUCAACAAGACAACCUCGCUUCGCCGACUGCCAGCGGCAGGCAUCGCGACCGUUUCGGUCGAUCCCAUCGUGCUCAACAACGUGGAAUAUUCGUUCAACGUCCAGGUCCUCGAGCUGUCGAGCAAGCUGUUUCAGGUCUCUUUCACCGAGAAGAACUUGACAGUAAAGCCGAUAGAUACCACCGGCUUUGUGGAACUCCCCAUUGAGGUAUCGACGGACCUGUCGCUGUCGUCGACCAUCCAGGUGCGCCUUGUUUCCGACGCUGGCACGUACACUCAGACGGUCCCUGCCGAGUCUGGCUCAACCGAGGUUGCCGUGCCUGUGGCCCCUGGCACAUACCAAGUCACGGCACCUGGCUUCUUGCAAAGCGGCACAGUCUACUUUGUGCAUGGCCCAUCGUCGCUAGAUGUCGCCAGCGACGGGAGCACUGCUCUCCAGUUGACGCUCACCAAGGGCGCCAACCUGCUGGUCCGCGGCUUCCCCGACUUCCUGAGCUUCGGAGGGUGCAGCGACCUCACGCCCGGCAACCAAGCCGACUUCGUGGCCGCGAGGACCACUUCCAUAUUCAAGUACGCAGGCGUCGACGGAGCUGGCGAUCCGGGCAGCAACCUCCCCGACGACCAAGCUACCAAGCAGACUAUUGCCCUGGCCCGGAAGAUUGAGGCUGAACUGGGUGAGGGUAACUCUGUGCUGCCCGUCAUGAUCUCCUACACAUGCAAUCUUUCUCUGGGCGACAUCACGAAGCAGCUGUCCAACGUCACGGCGCUCGCCAACAGCUUCGGCAACUACAUCCUGUCGCUGACCAUCGCUAAAUCCAACAUAGACGCGGAUCACCCCGUGCCGGCGGGCUACGUCGUGAACCCGGACUUCAUCGGCGCGUGCCAGCAAGAGAAGAUCAGCGCCGACUACGCCAUGCCCGUGCGGGAGCCUCUACAGACGGCCCUCGACUUCCGUCAGAUCCCCGGCACGAUCCCCGAGGACAUUGAAGACAACGUCCGCGGCUACGUCCAGGCGGUCAACUGGCUCACCAGGGUCGUCGCCCCGGAGGUCACCUUUGGCUGGCAGGUCAACCUCUGGGGCGUCGGCUCCGCCAACUGGAUGUACGGGUUCGACGACGAGCCCGCGGUCAACGCCAAGGCGACGGCCGACUACGUCAAGUCGCUGGGCGUCUUCGACGGCAACGAUUCGCCCGACUUCCUGGCCGUGGACCGGUACGAGGCCGACGACUUCACGGUCCGCUCUUACGGCAACAGCUACUGCUACGGCCCGAACGAGUGGCCGCGCUUCUUCGACUUCUGCCAGGCCCUCGGCGAGGCCCUAGUCGCGCCCAUCAUGCCGUGGCAGAUCCCCGCGAGCCACACCCCCAACAUCAACGACGCCGUCAAUGACGACUUCGACUCGCAGCACUGGGGCACGGGCGGCACCUACAUCUUCGGGGACGCGGCCAUCGGCUCCGACAUCGGCAACGUCAACCACAAGCUCCUCGCCUUCGAGUUCCCCGUCUACUACCCCUUCAUGGGCAAGACGGUCGAGGACAUAUUCACCCGCGGCGAGCCCUUCAACUGGACGCCCGCCGCCCUCACCGACUUCCCGCUCAAGGGCAUCUUCACCGUCCUCCUCGGCGGCGGCUCCACCACGGGCAUCGUCUCGAGCAUCGGAUGCCCGGACUCGUUUGUGCGCGACAAGCUCCACGCGUACAUGGAGAACCCCAUCCGCCUGGACUGA